This is a messenger RNA of Dermochelys coriacea (leatherback sea turtle), 3582 nucleotides long. RefSeq names its product solute carrier family 16 member 1 (gene SLC16A1). The transcript is spliced from 7 exons. Bases 317 to 1846 code for a protein of 509 amino acids. The record is from RefSeq and is a predicted model, not a curated record. Gene Ontology annotation, biological process: monocarboxylic acid transport; transmembrane transport. Gene Ontology annotation, cellular component: membrane. NCBI's taxonomy places the organism in Eukaryota, Metazoa, Chordata, Testudines, Dermochelyidae. Gene Ontology annotation, molecular function: monocarboxylic acid transmembrane transporter activity.
CCUGCGCGCGAGCUGGCCGGGCCGGGACCUUAAAGGGCGGGGGGGCGGGCGCGAGCCGGCUGCGAGCGGAUCUGCCGGCGGAGAGCGCGGCCCGCGCCGUGUGCAUAGACCUUGACUAUACUUUGACCAAAAAAUUUGGAUCUUGACAAAAAAUAAGUGACUGCCCCAGCUUAAAACUUAACGCAAGUUUUAAAACUUUAGACUUCUGUUGGUUACACGGAGGAGCUGAGUCCAUCUCCCUGGUCUUUGAGAAUCUUCUGAAUCCACAUCACAAGAUCUUUGAAACCCAGCUUAAUCACCACCAACUUCAAUCAAGAUGCCGCCAGCAAUUGGAGGCCCUCAGGGAUACACCCCACCAGAAGGAGGAUGGGGAUGGGCUGUGGUCAUCGGAGCCUUCAUCUCCAUUGGCUUCUCCUAUGCAUUUCCCAAAUCCAUUACUGUGUUUUUCAAAGAGAUUGAGGUAAUCUUCGAUGCAUCUAGCAGCAAAGUCUCCUGGAUCUCCUCCAUCAUGCUGGCUGUUAUGUACGCAGGAGGUCCCAUCAGCAGCAUCCUGGUGAACAAGUAUGGCAGUCGGCCAGUAAUGAUUGCUGGGGGCUGUCUGUCCGGGUGUGGUUUGAUUGCAGCCUCUUUCUGUAACACUGUGGAAGAGCUCUACUUCUGUGUUGGGGUUGUGGGAGGUCUUGGGCUUGCAUUUAACUUGAACCCAGCCUUGACCAUGAUUGGCAAGUACUUCUUUAAGAAACGUCCAUUGGCCAAUGGAUUAGCUAUGGCAGGUAGCCCUGUAUUCUUGUCUACACUGGCCCCCCUGAACCAGUUUUUCUUCAGUAUAUUUGGCUGGAGGGGGAGUUUUUUAAUUCUUGGUGGCCUCUUGCUGAACUGCUGUGUAGCUGGAUCUCUGAUGCGACCUAUAGGCCCCAAGCCAGAUCAGCUGAAGAAGGAGGUCACAAAAGAAGUAUUGCAGGAAGCUGGGAAGUCCGCUAUGAAAGCGGAUGAAGGAGCUGGCGAUGCCAGUAUGGACCUUAUUGCUGGAAAGACGAAGAAGCAGAAGCUCACAGUUUACCAGACUAUUAACAAGUUCUUGGAUUUGUCCCUGUUUACACAUAGAGGCUUCUUGCUCUAUCUGUCCGGCAAUGUGAUUAUGUUCUUUGGACUGUUUACUCCCUUAGUCUUCCUCAGCAAUUAUGCCAAGAGUAAAGAGUUUGGUAAUGAGUCUGCUGCCUUUCUGCUCUCCAUUCUGGCCUUUGUAGACAUGGUGGCUAGGCCUUCCAUGGGACUGGUGGCAAACACGAAGUGGGUUAGACCAAGGAUCCAAUAUUUUUUUGCUGUCUCUGUGGUGUAUAAUGGAGUGUGCCACCUCUUGGCACCCUUUUCCACCACCUAUGCUGGGUUUUGUGUCUAUGCUGGGUUCUUUGGAUUUGCCUUUGGCUGGCUCAGCUCUGUCUUGUUUGAAACAUUGAUGGAUUUGGUUGGGGCUCAGAGGUUCUCCAGCGCUGUUGGGUUGGUGACGAUUGUGGAAUGCUGUCCUGUGCUCCUGGGACCACCUCUCCUAGGUAAACUCAAUGACAUGUACGGUGACUACAAAUACACAUACUGGUCCUGUGGAAUCAUUUUGAUCGUCUCUGGGAUCUACCUGUUUGUGGGAAUGGGCAUCAACUACCGGCUGCUGGAGAAAGAACAAAAGGCAGAGGACAAGCUGAGAAACAAAGGGAGAGAGGAGGAAACCAAUAUUGAUGAGGUGGAGAAACAAAAAGAUGCCGAGAAACAAAAAGAGGCAAACAAUGAUGUGGCCAAUGUGCAGCAGAAAAACACAGAAGAUGGCAUAAAAGAGGAGGAGAGUCGUAUGUGAGGGACUGAUUUUAAUCCUGGAGGGUUAGAGGAAGUGCUGUUCCUCUAAAAUAUUGUCUGGGGAAAAUGCUGUGCUGGUAGUGAGCAGUCAUCAGAAGUGUAUAAACCAGGUGUUCAUUUUUAAACAAAGCUUUCAGUUGUUUUUCCAUCUGGAUUCAACAGAGGUAACUGCUAAAUGCCAUAUCCUCUUACGUGGGUGGGAAACUUUUUUAUAUUCUGGCUUUUUUUAACAGUAAUAUGAAUGUACUAAUAGGUGCCUUAAAGUAUCCACCUCUAGACUACUCUGGAAGAGCCUUAACGCCACUCUGUAAACCAUGUUUUAGUUAGGUUUUUUGUGACUAAAGCCACAAAAAAGGCUACUGGAUAUUUUGAGGCUCAACUGGCUUCAAUGCUGAGUCUAAAAUGAAUACUGCUUCACAUACUUCUUAACUGCCAGACUCUUAGUGGAAGUUUGGAUAUUUUUGGGGUGGGUUAGUGGGAGGGAUGGUCUUAAAAUAAAAUAAGUCCAGACUCCUUUGGAUGACAGACACAACCUGGCUCUAUUUGUAGGCUUUUCUAGCACCUCUUGAAAACAUUUUUAGCUAUUGUAGUUUUUUAAACAUCCCCCUUUAGUUAAAUUUUCAUGGAACACUUGGGUUGGAAUUGAUUGAAAUUAAUGGAAGGCUUUUUUUAAAUACCUAUCUUCACUCCACUCCUUUUGGGGUGGAGCCUCAUUUUAUUGUGAACAUCCCAUUUUCAUAAACACUUGCUGAUGCAGGAAGGAUUCAGGUUUAGAUCAUCCCACUUUUCCUAGGCAAAGAAAUUUCCAAACUCUCUCUGAUGCCUCUCUUCAAAGUAACACUAUGAAACCAAAUGGGUACAAAUGCAGAAAGUUGAGUUGUUUAGUUAGGAACCUGCUUUAGUCAUAACUAAAGGAAUUGAUGCUGGUACAUAUCGGGUCUGUGCAUCCAUCUUUCCCAUCCUAUUACUGAGUUUGGCUUUGGAACUGGAAGUCUUCCACUGCUGCUUCAUUUAGGAAAUCAGAAUCUCUACCAGUGUGGGCCAGUACUAUGUCCCUUCCUCUUCUCUAGCCCUGACCCUGAGCUUCCUAAGAGGUGGCUUCUCGGUCCUGAAGCUUCCUUUAGACUGUGCACCUCUCCAGGAAAAUAGAGUAUUCAUCCAAACAAGAUGUUGCAAAAGGCUUGCUUAUCUUCUAGUGUGGAUCCUACUCACUUCAGUGGAAGUGAGGUGGGCUUUUACUGAGUGGGUGUCAGUUGUGUUACAUAUUCUCGGAGCCUGUCCUGUGUUCAGAGCAUGACUGGCUCCCUUACUGGUAUGGAUCUGGUCUUGAGUAUGUGGCAUAUUGUCCUGUGCUCUGAGGCCUAAUAUUUUGCACACUAACUGGGGCCAGAUACAGUCAAAUACUCUCAUAUGCCCAUGAGGUAAAAUAGCUAAAGCUGCCCCCUCAAAAAACUCCCCCUCAAAAAACUCUACUUGCUCCUGUUUAAGUGAGAAUUUAAAGCAAUUUCUAACUGCUCAGAUCAAAGACCCUUAAAGUGGGAAGGGGAGCAUAUCUUCUAUUUGUACAUAUUUAUUUUUUAGCACUGGUAAAUAUCACAACUUGCAUGAAGAGUGUUAAGCAGAUGGCCUGUGACCCGUAGGCUCCUGGUGCUUGUGUUUUUAGUGAAAUGUUGAACAGAUAUCCUGUAAGAGGCUUAGGUUUUUGUUUUUCCUCUAAUAAACUUUUGUAUAAUUCAA